Eupeodes corollae is the source of this 1297-nucleotide messenger RNA. RefSeq lists its product as uncharacterized. Lineage: Eukaryota; Metazoa; Arthropoda; Insecta; Diptera; Syrphidae. Gene Ontology annotation, cellular component: mitochondrial nucleoid. The record is from RefSeq and is a predicted model, not a curated record. The transcript has 2 exons. Gene Ontology annotation, molecular function: DNA polymerase processivity factor activity. Bases 123 to 1244 code for a protein of 373 amino acids. Gene Ontology annotation, biological process: transcription elongation by mitochondrial RNA polymerase; mitochondrial transcription.
AUUUUUACAUUUUAACAACAUUUUCAAAACAAAUCUUGUGCAUUUCAAAUCAAAUUCUUCGUUCUCUCAUUAUUAUAUAUUUAAUACACAUAUUGUGGCUUAAUAAUAAUUAACAAAUUAAAAUGUGGCUAAAAACAUCCCAAAUUAUCGCAAACAAUCAUUUUCCUCUAAUGACAAAAAAAUGUACACCGGUUAAAAUGUUCAAAAAGUUCCUUGCUUCUUCUAAUGAAGCCGACAAUAUUCCUUCUUUUAAUUUUACGGACCAAGAAAAUAAUCAAAUAUUAGAAAUAAUGAAUUCAACAUCGAUUGAUAAUCUAGCAAAAUAUGAUAUUUCCAAAGCAAAACUAAAUAAAGUCGAAGCUUGGAAGCAAAAGAAUGGGGGAAAAUUUCAAAGCAUUAACGACAUUCUUCAAGUUGAUAGUUUCUCUUUGAAGAUUGCUGAAAAAUUCUACAAAAGCUUGCUGGGUACAGAACCAGUUAUGAAACCAGCUCGCAAAGCUGCUCCCUUCGUCACUCCCAAUCUUCAUAAUCAACAAAUUAAUGAAAUCAAUUCAAGUGUUUCGAUAAACGUUGGAGUGUCGAGUAUUACAUGGUCCAGACUGGUUCUUAAUAAAGACGGACCCUGUGACCUAACCCACUGGCAACGCCACGAUAUAAAGGAUAAAAGGCUUCAUCUGCAUGAUUUGAUCGAUCGUUGUUUAUACGUUAAUUUUGUAAUUCCACAAGCUGAUUGUUAUGUCUUUGAGAAUCCACAAGUUGCUCAAAGUGGUACUCCAGGAAAUGCAGAUCAAGUAAAUAUAAAUGUUCAAAGAGCACAAUUGAUCGCUAUUCUAAGCUAUGCUCUGUCAACUCGAAACAAACCAACAGAACGAUCGAAACCAAAUGUGUUUUACCUGAAGAGGUUCCUAGCAGCAAGAUUAUUCCAGCAGCUGAUUGGAACCGAGCGUGUUUCUGCGGAGAAGGCUAUUUUGAACUUAAUGCGGAAUUAUUACGAUAUCGAUUACAUGAUAGAUAAUGAAAAUGAAAAGGAAACUAUAACUGAGUCGCCUUCUAGCCGCGGGAAUGUUUAUUUUCCCACUGAGUUACAAGAUAUGUAUAAGGAUGCCGAGAGGUACAAUCGGGAGUUCCUUGGGCAGGCGUUGCUUUUGAAUUUGGCAUUUGUAAGAUUGGUCCUAUUGCAAGACCCAGAAGCAAUGUCAUCAGUUGUCCGCAACGCGAAAAGUAACCCUAUUGACGCUCAAUAAAUUCUAUUUUCAUUAAUUUAACUCGAGUUUUAAAAAAAAAAUUUUGAUUAAUA